UCUUCUCGCGUUGCAUUCUGGCUCUUGCAGUCAGUUAACGAGUAUAGCUUUGUUCUUAGUGCAUGUCCUGACUGCUCUGUCAAAAUGAUGCCUCUGAGCAGUACUCUGUUCGACUCAGAACCAAAUGAAAAUGGGGGCAAACAGCGGACACCGUGCCCGUUGUACGGCUGUAAGCGGGUCUACACGGAUAACAGCUCUUUGGAAACCCACAUCAAGGACCAUGAGAUCCCGGCCGAGUCUCUUCCUGGAAAGGUCUUGCUUUGCUCAAACACGGGCUGUGGUGGUUCUUUUCCCAACAUGCAGAAACUGAUGGAGCACAUUAGGCAUCAUCACAAACCCAACAUAUACUUCCUGUGUGAGAACUGUCGCACAAAGUUACGAACCUACAAAGGCCUCCUCACUCACCUGCACACCUGUUCUAAAGUGUCACAGGGUAAAACAAAGCCUCAUGAACCAGCACCCCCACCAUCAGCUCCUUCUGCUGCUCCAGUAAACCCAAGCACAACCCCCAUGGACCAGGACCCUCCGCAGCUUGAGUCAGUGUUGUCAUCCCAGCAACCCCAAACCACUGAUGGUGCCUUCCCUGUUGCUGCUCCACAGCCAGAGGCUGCUGCACCCCCCCAUCUUGGCCCCCCAUUCCUGCCUAGCCUGGACCCCGCCCCUCCCCUGCUCAAUGCCCAGCAGCUCACAGACGCUGCAUUGCUGACACAGCUCACUAUUGAAGCCCCUGAAAUGCCUCCAUCUCUAAACCUGGAGGGUGCAGCCGUGGUUCCUGCCCUCCCUGAAACCUGGGGCCAGCAGCAGGCACAAACAGGAUCUUCUGAGCCCCCCCAGCCUGCUCCAGCAUCAGCUCCUCAGUCUCCUUCAUCUUCAGCUGUGUGGAGAAAGAAUCAAGCUCUUACCUCGAACAGACGAGUCCUUUGGGAGCACACUAGAGGGCGCUACACAUGUAUUCAGUGCGGCUUCACAGUCACAAACCGCAAAGAUAUGACCCAACACAUUAACAGUCAGCACAGUGGGAACAAAGCAGCAGAAGACAUGGAGAGCUCUCCAGCUACAUCAAAGUGAGGACAAAGGAAGAUGCACUCAACAGUCAUCAAGUUUUUUUGUUAGUUUGUUUUUUUCUGAAACAUUUCAAGUGACUUUUUAAAAUCAGAUAUCAGGAUGAAGCCUGUGUUUCCAGCAUUUGUCCUCCCACAACUGAAGAGACUUUAUAACCUUGAGACUGUUCUCUAAUACAGCCACUGUUUGUUUGAAUCCUUAUUUUUAAGAAGCAUUAAUCAGACUAACCCUACAAAGUUUUUGCAGUCAGAUAUUUGAAAAGAAUCUGUGAACACAGUAAUUUUAGGUAACAGCAGAAUUUUAAAGUAUCUGUUAGAAAUACAAAAAGCACUUACUUACCUGCUCAAGCUUUUGUCAUACUUGACCACAGGAAAAAACUGUUGACUUCAUGAUGUACAGUAACUGUUUUGGUAAAACUCAAUAAAAAGCUCCACCAAGA
Molecule: messenger RNA, 1501 nt
Organism: Cheilinus undulatus (humphead wrasse)
Lineage: Eukaryota; Metazoa; Chordata; Actinopteri; Labriformes; Labridae
Gene: znf414
Product: zinc finger protein 414
Exons: 5
Coding region: 85-1068 (327 amino acids)
Source: RefSeq, a predicted model, not a curated record